AUGGUUCGGGAGUUGAAGCUCGAUGCCGAGUCUAGCAAGGAGGGCGACAACGCCACAGGAACACAGCCUGUGCAAUCUACAACAGUGGACACGCUCCUCGGGCGCAUAAAGGCAUGCCAGAUGGCUGCAAGAGUGGAGGCAACGCUAUACUGGGAGACGGAGCUGAGCAUCAUGCGUGAGAUAUCGGUGGGCAGGUCGGAGGUGCGGUUCAUGAUACGCACCAAGAACGAGCGGGAGAUCAAGGUGCUGCCGAUGUGGGCGGCCAAGGCGUGGAACCCGCGAGGUACGGUCCCUUCGCAGACGUUGUGGAGGUUUCUGCUCUUGAAGGUGCGCACGCUACUCUCCCACCACUCUCUCUUGCGCGGUCAAAGCAUCCGCAAGAUCACGCUCCCUGACAUAUUCUUGUACCGAAUGGCGAGCACCUUGUCGGUGAACUCGGAGAACCAGCCGGUCGUCAUGGUCAUCGCUGCGCGGAACUCAAAGACGUCCAAGGAUGCGCAUCUGCAGCAGAGCUACGCUGCGCGGCAACUCGAAGCGGAGUUGUGCGCCGUCGGCGAGACGGGCCUGUGGUUGCACUUUAUCCUCGACCAGAUCGGCCAGUUUCACGGCGUCCACCUCAUUCCGCCGGUGGACACUAGCACACGCGUGAGCUGGUACAAGAAGCACCUCUUCUUCGCCAAAAACGACACCGACCAAGGGGAGCUCUCCGCGGCAAGCCACGACGCGGCAGUUGAGCUGGCCAUCGACGGCACGCCACGCGCCGAGAUCGCGGAGCUGGGUCACUGGGCGCUCGACAAGAUGAUGCGAGCGUACAUCACCGCCAUCCCGGUGGGGGUGGUGAUGAAGAAGGCCGGUUACUCUGGUUACAAGCAAGACUACUUCUUGGGUCGGAGCAGGGUGGAGCCCUCCGAGAAGCUCCUGAAGCUCCUUGCUGAGCACAUCUUCCCCGGCGUCGACGACAUGUUGAAGAUGGCGAAAGGGAAGGCUGCCAAUGGGUCCGACGCCGACAAAGCCGCGGUGCACUUCUGGCGCACACUCCAGAUGCUGCGCCGCAUCGUCGCCGAGGACCUAGCGGUGAAGCUGGUCCGCACACCAUGGCACCCCACGGAGAGUGCCGGAGGCCCCGCCAUCGGCUACCGCGCAAGCUCCAAGUUCGGCGAGCCGGGCUUCGUCGACCGCCACACCCUCCUGUUAAGCGCGACGCAGGGUGCACUCAACAUGAGGGUGCGCCACAUGUUGAGGGUCAUGGAUGCGGUGCGCCAGCUACGCGCGAGCGACAGUGACGCUGACACCGAGGCCGUGGUCGAUGCACUGCACAGGAUCGCGGCACCGGGCAUCGGGACCUUUGCCGAUGCCCUCACGGUGCUCAAACCGGGAACGGCACCGAUGUUGUCCAAGGAGCCUGGCAUGGGAGUCAAGGGGCUGGGCCCCAAGGUGGUCUCAAAGCUACGCCUCGCCUGUGAGCUUGUGGCGCUCAACCUGAAGCCGGCGGUUUGGGUAAAAACCCUGUUUCCAGACACCUGGGUGGAGCAGAUGCCGAAGACCAAGGCCGAUCUGGCGAAGCCAACCGCACUGGUGCACCGUCCUCCGACCAAGCGCAAGAAGUCGGCAUAA
Molecule: messenger RNA, 1614 nt
Organism: Closterium sp. NIES-65
Lineage: Eukaryota; Viridiplantae; Streptophyta; Zygnematophyceae; Desmidiales; Closteriaceae
Source: the annotation of a GenBank genome assembly